AUGUCGGGCCCGGCAGCCAAAGAAACACCACCCACGGCAAGUGCCGUCGCGGCCGAGACAGAGGCUCCAACGACCUGCAAGGAGAACCAUAACCAUAAUUCGACGUCCUCAGAGUUACAUCCCAAUCAAGAAAGGCAUGGCUCUUCGCCCGUACCUCAGGUUGCACCGGUUUUAGGUGGUGGUGGUCUAGUCGGCGAACCCCACGAGAAGGCUGAAGAUGCUGCCGCCGCUUUCGAGCACCACCCGAUUCCCCAACAAAUACAUGAAAAGGUCACUCCCGUAACGACCGACACCUCUGACCCAGGGGAGAAGAGCGAGAAUGGCGAGAAAGAUCCCGAAAAAUCAGCCGCAGCUGGGGAGGAAGUCGAGGAAGACGAAGACGACGAAGUGGUUUAUCCGGGAGGUUUACAGGUCGCUCUCCUGACAUUCGGUCUUUGUAUAGCUACUCUCUCAGUUGCUCUGGAUAACACUAUCCUUGCUACCGCAAUCCCAAAGAUUACCACAGUCUUCCCCAAUUCCAUCAAGGAUGUUGGAUGGUAUGGCUCAAGUUACCUCCUCACAACUACCGCCCUACAGCCCUCAUUUGGGCGAAUCUACACCUUUUUUGAUGUUAAACUCACCUACAUAUUCGCCCUUUGCCUAUUUGAAAUAGGUUCUAUAAUAUGUGCCGUGGCUCAGAACUCCGUCACACUCAUCAUCGGACGUGCUGUUGCCGGUGCUGGAGCUAGCGCCCUCUUCUCUGGUGGCAUGAUCAUCAUUGGCUUUACCGUUCCAUUAAUUAAGCGCCCAAUGUACAUUGCAUCAUUGUCGAGUAUGUUCGGGAUCGCUUCAGUCGUUGGGCCCUUGUUAGGCGGUGCCUUUACUGAUAGAGUCUCCUGGCGAUGGUGUUUUUGGAUCAACUUGCCUUUCGGCGCAGUUGCCAUCGCAGCCAUAUGGCUCUUCUUCAAACCCCCCAAGCGUAAGGAAAGUGGAUUAACUCUCAAACAAAAGAUCUGGGAGCUUGAUCUCGUCGGAGCCCUGUUCCUCAUAUGCGCUAUUGUAUGUCUGCUCCUAGCUCUUCAAUGGGGCGGGACAACAUAUGCAUGGAAAGACUCGAAAGUGUGGGGCUGCCUUCUUGGUUUCGGUCUCCUGAUCAUAAUCUUCAUCGCCCAACAAUUUCGUCGUGGCGACCGCGCUACUAUUCCGCCCAGAAUUUUUGGCCAAAGGACAGUUUUGUUCUCCAGUCUUUAUUCUUGCUUUCUGUCUAUGGGACUCUAUGUGCAUAUUUAUUUCGUACCUUUCUACUUCCAGGCUGUAAAAGGUACCACCGCCGAAGGCUCAGGCAUCAGGACGAUCCCCUACCUGGUCUCAAUCAUCAUAAGCUCCAUAGUCGUCGGUGGCGGUAUCACCGUUGUCGGCGUCUACAAGCCGUUCAUGAUCGUCGGGGCAUGCAUCUUCACCGUUGGCGCAGGCAUGAUAUAUCUCCUUCAAGUUGAUUCCAACGCCAGCCGUUGGAUUGGCUACCAAAUACUCAGCGGUGUUGGCGCAGGAGCGGGAGUGCAGAUCCCAUUCAUUGCCGUGCAAGUCGUGCUAAGUACCAAAGACAUGCCCACUGGGAACGCCAUCGCUAUAUUCUUCAACUCUCUAGGUGGAGCUAUAUCCAUCUCCAUGGCACAAAACGUCUUCUUCAACGGCUUAUUUAAAAACAUCCCCAUAUACGCACCGGAUAUUCCCGUAGACUUGAUUGUCGCAGCAGGAGCUGCGUAUCUCCGAGUCACGGUCGAAAAGUUGAAUCCAGCGGCUUUAGCAGGGGUGUUGGAGGGGUAUAUGAUGGCGCUUAAUCAAGCAUUUAUUAUUGCUAUUGCGGUGGGAGGUCUUGCUGCGAUCUUUGGGUGCUUUGUGGAGUGGAAGAGUGUUAAGGGGGUGAAACUUGCGCCUGGGGCUGCUGGAUAA
Messenger RNA from Venustampulla echinocandica, 1932 nucleotides. RefSeq lists its product as uncharacterized. Gene Ontology annotation, biological process: transmembrane transport. Gene Ontology annotation, molecular function: transmembrane transporter activity. NCBI's taxonomy places the organism in Eukaryota, Fungi, Ascomycota, Leotiomycetes, Helotiales, Pleuroascaceae. The transcript is spliced from 5 exons. The record is from RefSeq and is a predicted model, not a curated record. The coding region runs from base 1 to 1932 and encodes 643 amino acids.